Messenger RNA from Mus musculus (house mouse), 5667 nucleotides. It is a transcript of the gene Zfp85, whose product is annotated as zinc finger protein 85. Bases 279 to 1601 code for a protein of 440 amino acids. The transcript has 4 exons. Gene Ontology annotation, cellular component: nucleus. Gene Ontology annotation, biological process: regulation of DNA-templated transcription. Lineage: Eukaryota; Metazoa; Chordata; Mammalia; Rodentia; Muridae. The record is from RefSeq and is a predicted model, not a curated record.
CUCUCUUUCUGUAUGACCCCGCUAGACAGGACUCUGCUCUCUGUGCUUCCGGGUUCUUUUUACGUUUGUGAUUCUCCAAACUCUGCGGUGUUCUCAAAGUUGGGACAGUGUGGCUUGUUCUUCGCGCUUAACAUGAAGGUUGGUCCCGGGUGCAGCCUAGACUUGCAAAUCCAGGAACUCUGCGGGACCUUCUGUCAUUCACAGAUGUGGCCAUUGAUUUCUCUGCAGAUGAGUGUGAAUGUCUGGACUCUGCUCAGUGGAAUUUGUAUAAGGAAGUGAUGUUGGAGAAUUACAGCAACCUUGUGUUCCUGGGUCUUGCUUUCUCUAAGCCAUACCUGGUCACAUUUCUGGAGCAGAGUUCAGAUCCGUGGAGCAUGAAGAGGAAAGAAUCAGCGGCCAUCCAUCUAGGAUCAAAACCCCAUAAAUGUAAAGAGUGUGGGAAGGCCUUUGAUAGGAACUCAGUCCUUAUUCAGCAUCAAAGAAUACAUACUGGAGAGAGAUCCUAUAAAUGUGAAGAAUGUGGCAAAUCAUUUAAUUAUUCUUCCAGCUUUAAACAGCACCAAAGAAUUCAUACUGGCGAGAAACCCUACAAAUGUGAAGUGUGUGGCAAAGCUUUUAACUGUUCUUCAUAUCUGGGUAAGCAUCAAAGAAUCCACACUGGAGAGAAACGCUACAAAUGUGAAGAAUGUGGUAAACCUUUUACUAAUUGUUCAGGACUUAUUGUUCACCGAAGAGUACAUACUGGAGAGAAACCCUACAAAUGUGAAGAAUGUGGCAAGGCCUUUAGUGUUGGCACAACACUCUCUAACCAUCAGAGAAUUCACACUGGAGAGAAACCUUACAAAUGUGAAGAAUGUGGUAUGGCCUUUAAUGUUCGCUUUCUUCUUUCUAAGCACCAGCAAACUCAUACUGGGGAGAAACCCUACAAAUGUAAAGAAUGUGGCAAAGCUUUUAACUGUUCUUCCAGCCUUCACCAACACCAACAGAUUCAUAGGGGAGAGAAACUCUAUAAGUGUGAUGACUGUGGGCAGGCCUUUAGCUGUUCAUCAUAUCUGUAUAAGCAUCGUCGAAUCCAUACUGGCAUGAAACCCAGCAAAUGCAAGGAAUGUGGCAAGACUUUUUACUGUUCUGUAAAUCUUAUUUACCACCAGAGAAUUCAUACUGGAGAGAAACCAUAUAAAUGUAAUGAGUGUGGAAAAGCUUUUAGCAUUUACUCAAGAUUUAUGAAACACCAGCGAAUACAUAGUGGAGAAAAACCCUAUAAAUGCAAAGAAUGUGAGAAGGCCUUUAAUAAUUGUUAUAAUCUAAUUCAACACCAAAGAAUUCAUACUGGAGAGAAACCCUACAAAUGUAAAGACUGUGGCAAAGCCUUUCAUUAUACUUCAAGCCUUGCUCAACAUGAAAGAAUUCACACUGGAGAGAAACCCUACAAAUGUGAAGAAUGUGGCAAGGCCUUUAACUCUUCUUCGAAUCUUAAAAAUCAUUGGAGACUCCAUACUGGUGAGAAGCCUUACAAAUGUGAACAAUGUGGGAAAGCCUUUAAAGACUGUUCUAGCUUUACUCGACACUAUAGAAUUCAUACUAGAGAAAACCCAGACUAGCUCAACCAUGUCGCAAAGUCUUCCAUAAUCAUUUACUGAUAAUUCUACACUAAAAAAAUUCAUAUGAGAAGGAAAGGAACAAGGGAAGACCGUUAAUAAUAGCUCAGCCCUUAUUUACCCUCUUCCAUUAAAUGCAGGAAAGAUCUUAUAAUGUGAAGAAGAUGGCCGUGAUGAGCAAUCUAUACUUAUGCAGCAUCAAAAUUUUCAUUUUACAGAAACUCUGCAAAUGCAAGUAUUGUGGGAAAUGCACACUCAGUACCAGUGAAUUAUAAUAACUGUAUACAUGCAUAAUGACUCAGGAAGGAACACUGUCAAGUACAUAAAACUGAGACAACCGAACUCUUACAGUGAGAAGCACUGUGUACACUGUGUUGCAAGAGCACAUGGAUCUUAAGAGAUAUAAGAGACAAAUUCCAGGAGUUGUAGAGAAUUUAGCCAAGGAAUAAAUACUGCUUAUAAUCGGCAGGAAAAUGUUUGGUGUAAUAUAAAAACUCAUUACACACUUUAGAUCAUGCAGAUAAGUCUGUGAGGACAUCAGUAUGUUAUAAAUCCAAAUUAUAACCUCAGUUUUGUCAAGUGAAAAGAACACAAGGACUAGUGAUUUUAUCAGAAGAACAAGACUGAGUCCUGAGGUUUCCGAGUCCUUUUUUUUCCCCAAAGACCAUAUAUACAUUAUUGGAAUAUGAAGUUUAGUAACUUUUGUAAAUAAAAAGAAGCUGUUUUUAAUGUAUUGUCAGUAUUGUGAUUAAUAUUGCAUUGUCUUUUUACUGCUUUUUUUCUUACUAAGUUUUACAUAGUUUUUUUUUUUUUACUAAGACAGAAAAACUACCUUAAUGAGGUGUGAAGGCUAAUAUUGGCUGUCCACCUGAGACCUAGGAAGAAGGAACCUCAGCUGAAGAAUCGUCUCUAUCAGUGUGUCCUGUGAGUGUGACUGUUACAGCCUCUUGAGUGCAAUUGAUGUAGAAGGGUCCAGUCCACUGUGGGCGAUACCGUCCCUAGGCUGUGGACCUGGGCUCUAUAAGAAAGGUACCUGAAAAUGAGACUAGGAAUGAGCCAGCAAAUAGCAUUCCUCCAUGAUCUUUGCUCAGGAUUCUGCCUUAAGUACCUGCCUUGGAUUCCUUCAAGGAUGGACUGAAAUGUGUAAGAUGAAAUAUACCUUUCUUCCCCAAGCAGUUUUUGGGUCAUGGGGUUUAUCAAAGCAAAGAAACAAAUGAGAACAUAAAGGACCUAAGUAACAUUUUAAUUACUUAUUACUGGGGAAUUUUGGGAUAUUUAGUUGGCUCCUAUUGUUGAUGUUCUUCAUGUAAUUUGUAGCAUAUUAUCCUUUGUGUUAUAUCAUUAUUUAUCCACUUAUCAUAAUUACUUUUAUAUCAUAUGUUUUAUAGAAAUAAGGUUAGGCCCUUUUUGACCCUGGUAUUUUAUGUCAAAUUCUCACAGGAAUUUACUAUAGAACCUCUUCAGCCUUACAGUGCACACAUUUUUGGUAGUCAUUCACAUUAGCUGAAAUAUACAAUUAUAACGUGAUGAACUUUAGCUCUGAGAGAACUCUUGAACAUGUUUUCAGAAGGAACUUGAGAACUGCUAAAGCAGAAAUUAACUUUGAAAUAAUUGACUUCUCAUUAUUAAAUGGUUAACUAUACAUUCUGAAACACGCACAUCUGAUCUUCAUAGAGCUUUGAUAAAUGAUUGCUUUUCAUUUUGAUGCUAAUUCUAAUAUUACUGUUUUCAUGCAUCACAUAAUAUAUUCUUUAUGAAAGUACAUUAAGUUAUAUUUUACCAUUUAUGUGCUCUGGUACUGUUUAAUAUUAUUUAAUAGUUUUCUGAAAUAGUAAACUUUGUAAGACACAUUCGUUUAUUAUUUCAUCCCAUUAAAAAAUUAUUCCUCCUUUUCAUUUGGUAACAUACAUCAUAGUAUGGGAUGUUUACAAGAUACUAUGUAGAGGUGAACACUUGAAAAGCUUCAUAUAUAUUAUUGUUGUUAGAAACAACAGAAACAAGAUAAUCAUGCAUAGCAAGUAGAAAAACUCAGAAUGAGAUUCUUGCUUACUUGAAAAUGUAUGUGAUGAAAAACUGGUGUAAGCGCUGCGUAUGGUGUGAAGAUGACUGUGCUGCCAUUCCAAAGAAAACACCAAGCUUAGGAAGAGACCUUUCAUUUCCUACUCAGCUUCAUAUUUUUAUUACUCUCUAGCUACAUGUGUGACACAGCCAUUGUCCUUUAGAACCAGUGUAAUGGCUCUCAUUUCCUCUCCCCACUCAACUUCAUCUUAUCAAAAAUUGGAAUUCCUGACAUGUACUUUCAAUUUCCUUAAUACUUGGGUAGUUUUAUUUAGGCAUUCACGGGAUUCUUCAUUUUAAGUGCUUAUUCCUAAUUGACCCAGAGUAACUAGUUGUAUAUUUGUAGUGGUGAGUUUUCAUUAUACCGCUUUGGGUUUCAGGGGGGACCACACGCGUCCACCUGCCCAGGAGCUAUUUUUCGAUUCUAGAAUGAAACACACACACACAUUAUUUUUAAAAUGCCUUGGCUACCUCAAAGGCUGGGCACUCCUAAACCUUCCCCUGCUAUCCCAGGCCCAAUCUCCAACAUAUAUGCUGUAGGAUAUGGUUUCAGUACACUUGUCAAUUAUAUAAUAAGUGUAGCAAAUCUAGCUCCUCAAACAAUUAUGACUUUCAUGCUAAGAACAUUUAGAAUUCAUUAGGCUACUGUGUUAUAUAUUCCAAAUUAUUAUUAGGUGUCAGUAUCCUGUAGUGAUAGUAAGUGCUCUGUGUGUGUGUGUGUGUGUGUCUGUGUGUGUGUGUGUGUGUGUGUGUGUGUGUCUGUGUGUGUGUGUGUGUGUGUGUGUGUGUGUGUUGUGGAGGCUUCUGGGCAUCCCACAUGGGGUUCAAUAUCCAUCCAUAUAGUGUAAGGCUGAUGCAUGGGGCAGUCCCUCAUUUAUAUGACUCUACCUGGCCUCCUUGCCCUGCUCCAUUCUGCUUCCAACCCUCUGCCCCAAUUAGCAGCAGAAUGGCCCUGUCCAUAACUUAAUGUUACUUUCUGGAUAGAUUAAAGUCAAUGAGAACUCCAUGACCUCCCUGGGGCAACUUGUUCAUUAACAUGAUAAUCUCAGAGAAUACUCCUUUUGGGCAGGAAGUGACAAAUAUUUACAUGUACAAGGCAGGUUUUGUGGGUGAUAGUAAUAACAGUACCAUAUAUCCUGCCAGUGCUGGAUGCUGCCAGUGCAAUAUGAACAAUUGAGAAUGCAAGGGCAUAGCUUCAUUCAUAGCCAGUAGAUAUGAUAUCUGUGGGGGAUAGGUCGCCUCCCAAAUCCAGGCAUGUUGGGGCAGAAACAAAGGCAGACCACAGGCAUAAGGCAAAGGAAUCUCAGAGACAGAGGGAGUGCUAUCUCAGAGGAAGCAGGCUUUGAGUUCUAGCAGAGACAACAGGCAUUAGGAACCAGUAAAGCUUCUGUUCACUUGAGAACCAAACAGGUAAGGCACCCUCUGGCACAGAAAUCAUGCCCCCACACCCCCUGGACCUAGUGAGGUUGAGUCCUGGCCUCCAUGGCUGGUUAGCUUUCCUGAUGGCUGAGGUCUCAGAAAGACAAAGAAGUGCAGACCGGAAGCCCCACUCCUGCCAAGGCUGCAGCUUUGCUCAGGAGGCUCCUGCAGUCACCACAGGUGGACAAGUCCUGCCUCCCUUACCUCAGGAUGUGAGCACAAGAAAGCAGCAACAGUAGUCCAGUCUGCUCACCUUGCACGGGGUUCCUUUAAGGUAACUGCACACUUAGCAAACACCCAAGGAUCUCAUGAGUGCGAGUGAGUGAGGAGAGAAAAUACUGGCAAUAUUUUCAACCAUAGGAGCUGUGGUCGGGAUAUGACCGUGAAGAAUAAUAAGAUUCAAAACAGCGUAAAGUGUGCCUGAGUUGAAAGGCUAGUAGAUAUGGGGCUGGGCAAAUGUUUUGUAAGAUAGUGAGAAUUUUGGUGCCAUCACAAACAGGAGAUUCUCAGUGAGCAUGAGAACCAAAGAGGCAUCAAGAGCCGCUGGGAGUUAAAAGAAAUCAAUAAAUCUUUAAGAUGAUUUUCUUUUCCA